This is a messenger RNA of Stegastes partitus (bicolor damselfish), 2913 nucleotides long. It is a transcript of the gene fpr1, whose product is annotated as formyl peptide receptor 1. Gene Ontology annotation, molecular function: G protein-coupled receptor activity; complement receptor activity. The record is from RefSeq and is a predicted model, not a curated record. The transcript is spliced from 3 exons. Gene Ontology annotation, biological process: positive regulation of cytosolic calcium ion concentration; phospholipase C-activating G protein-coupled receptor signaling pathway; inflammatory response. Bases 82 to 2031 code for a protein of 649 amino acids. NCBI's taxonomy places the organism in Eukaryota, Metazoa, Chordata, Actinopteri, Pomacentridae. Gene Ontology annotation, cellular component: plasma membrane.
UUUCUCCACAGAGGAGUCGGAGCAGACCGGAGAACGCAUUCGCAUCGGACCGGAGCGCACAGAGAGAGAGGUUCCAAGACAAUGAUGGAGCUAAUGACUGCUACCCCUUUCUACCUCCUCAACACAACGGAUGACAGCGGAAGAAAUGGCUCUCUGUAUGACGACAGCGACGAGUACGACUACAAGGAUGAGCAUGGUGAGCUGAGGCAGUCUCUCAACAUCAUGUCCCUCAUAGUUUACUGCCUCGCCUUCGUCCUCGGCGUGCUCGGCAACGGAGUGGUCAUCUGGGUGACCGGGUUCAAGAUGAAGAAAACAGUGAACACGGUUUGGUUCCUCAACCUGGCCGUGGCCGACUUCCUCUUCACAGCGUUCCUGCCCCUCAGUGUGACGUACACAGCUAUGGAUUUCCACUGGCCCUUCGGCAAGUUCAUGUGCAAGCUGAACACCACCAUAAGCUUUCUGAACAUGUUCGCCAGCGUCUACGUUCUGGUGGUGAUCAGCGUGGACAGAUGUGUGUCGGUGGUUUGGCCGGUUUGGGCGCAGAACCACCGAAAUGUUGAGAAGGCCUCUUGUGUGAGUCUUGGAGUUUGGGUGCUGGCUUUGAUCCUCAGUGCUCCCUACUUCAUCUUCAGGGACAUCGGGCCGUCGUAUCACAACGAGGACAUCAUCAACUGCUUCAACAACUUCGCCUUUUCCGAUGACUACGAAACGCCCGCCGUGAACCAGCUGCGAAAGUUUCGCCACCAGGCCAUGACCAUCACCCGCUUCCUCCUGGGGUUCGUCGUCCCCUUCACCGUCAUCGUCUCCUGUUACGGCGUCAUCAUCCACCGCCUCAGGAGAAACCCAACCCUGGCCAGCCAGUCCAGCCGACCCUUUAAGAUCAUCGCUGCCAUCAUCAUCACUUUUUUCCUGUGCUGGGCUCCAUUUCACAUCAUGGGCCUUGUUGAGCUGGUCAACCACAUGGCUAAUUAUGCAAGCGAAACACUGGAUCACGUCACCACUAUCGGGGUCCCCAUAGCCACAAGCCUGGCCUUUCUCAACAGCUGCCUGAACCCACUGCUGUAUGUGUUCAUGGGCCAAGAUUUCAAGGAUAAAGUCCGCAAAUCCAUCCUGAAUGUACUGGAGACGGCCUUCCAGGAGGAGGUGUCUCGCUCUUACACCUACACAAACUCAAUGGUCACCAGUCGGAGCAAAGAGAAGUCAGUUUCUGAUGCUGAGGUUUUCCACUGGCCCUUCGGCAAGUUCAUGUGCAAGCUGAACACCGCCGUCAGCUUUCUGAACUUGUAUGCUAGCGUCUACAUUCUGAUGGUGAUCAGCAUGGACAGAUGCGUGUCGGUGGUUUGGCCAGUUUGGGCGCAGAACCACCGAAACGUACGCAAGGCCUCCUGGGUGAGUCUUGGAGUCUGGGUGGUGGCUUUGAUUCUCAGCGUUCCAUACUUGGUCUUCAGGGACACCGAGACGUACCCCGAUGGUUUCACGAUCUGCUUCAACAACUUUGCUCUUUCCAAUGACUACGAAACGCCCUCCGUGAACCAGUUGCGAGAGUUUCGUCAUGAGGCAUUGGCCGUCGUCCGCUUCCUCCUGGGGUUCGUCGUCCCCUUCACCGUCAUCGUCUCCUGUUACACCGUCAUCAUCUGCCGCCUCAGGAGAAACCCAACCCUGGCCAGCCAGUCCAGCCGCACCUUUAAGAUCAUCGCUGCCAUCAUCAUCACCUUUUUCCUGUGCUGGGCUCCAUUUCACAUCAUGGGCAUUGUUGAGUUGGUAGCAUUCUCGAGAGGUGUACCAAGCGAGAGAUGGCAGUUUAUCAUCACCGUCAGCGUCCCCAUAACCACCAGUCUCGCCUUCUUCAACAGCUGCCUGAACCCACUGCUGUAUGUAUUCAUGGGCCAAGAUUUCAAGGAUAAAGUCUGCAAAUCCAUCCUGAAGGUCGUGGAGUCAGCCUUCCAUGAGGACGAGGAGACACGCUCCACCAAUGACACAAAAACAGGGGAGAGCAAAGACAAUUCAGCAGCUGAUGAUACUGAGGUGUAAAGGUGCCAUGAAGACACUUAUACUGAAUGUCCAUUGACACAAAUGUCAAUGUAAACGUCAAAAGGCUUCUUUGGCGUUACACAACUUGUACAUAGUGUCUCAGAAUCAAUCCUUUUACAGAGAUGUGGUUUGAUUUCUAUGACUUUUCUGUAUGCUUUGUUAAAUAAUAAGAAUCAUCAAGACUGUGUUGCCUUAUGUGGGCAAAACCUUCGCUCAACAAGAUAAUGGAGUAUUUUUAAUUAUACACAGCAAAUGGAUGCACCAGAUCUAUGCAGUCUUGUUGCGGGCUGCUCUCUGACUCACCAUGAUUGAACUAGAAAGGAUUGUAAAAUAUCCUGUCAUUUCAAAAUCAGUAUUACGUUAGAUUGGCGGUUGAAAUUUGUGCAACAUGAGCAUCAUAAAAGUGACGUUUGUUUGGCAAACAGGAAGUUAACUAAAUACACAACAAUUCCCAACAAAGGUUGUCUUAUUUGUCUGAAAAAUUUUUUUAAAUCUCCAUUUGACUCAGAAACAUUUACUAUAUUGUCUCGUAUUUUAUUAUGUUUGGGGAUAAGAUAAUAUUCCACUAUAAUAAUCAUCAUCAUAAUAAUAUUCCUUAGAAUGUUUUUUUAAUUAUUAGUGAUGAACAAAAAAAAAUCCUGACCUGUCAUACAUUUCAAAUGGUGUAUUUAUUGUGUUUUUAUCCCAUGUACAGUCACAAAAAAGCAAGGUUUUGAAAUGAUUAAAACUAAAUGUAAAUGCAGGUGUUAUAGUGUCAUUUAGGAAAUAAAAAAAAAUCUUGAGCUCUCCUAAUUCUAAGGCAGUAGUGUCAGCAGUGAAAUAUGCACAAAAAAAAUAAAAUAAAAUGGAACAAUUUCAUUGCAUUGAACAAAAAUGAUUUUA